UCUUGAUUGUGUCUAGCACAUGUUACGCCUCUUUGUGGUCUCCAUGUGAACACUGGGAUCCGAGGCCACAUGACAGCAGCAUCCGUUCUGAGAAGGAGAGGCUCAGUGGGGGAAAUCACUUAACUACUAAAAUAAACAUGUUUGUGGCUCGUAGCAUUGCAGCAGAUCACAAAGAUCUAAUCCACGAUGUUUCCUACGAUUUUCACGGCCGGAGAAUGGCAACGUGUUCAAGUGACCAAAGUGUCAAGGUUUGGGACAAGAGUGAAAAUUUAAAAACACACAGCGGGUCAGUAUGGAGGGUGACAUGGGCCCACCCUGAGUUUGGACAGGUGCUGGCCUCCUGCUCCUUCGACCGAACAGCCGCUGUGUGGGAGGAGAUAGUUGGGGAGUCUAAUGAUAAACAGAGGGGGCAGAGCCACUGGAUAAAGAGGACCACUCUGGUGGACAGCAGGACAUCGGUGACGGACGUGAAGUUUGCUCCUAAACACAUGGGUCUGAUGCUGACCACGUGCUCAGCAGACGGGGUUGUGAGGGUCUACGAGGCUCCAGACGUGAUGAACCUCAGUCAGUGGUCCCUGCAGCACGAGAUCUCCUGUAAACUCAGCUGCUCCUGUAUCUCCUGGAACCCCUCCAGUUCUCGCGCCCACCCUCCCAUGAUAGCAGUGGGAAGUGAUGACAGCAACGUGAUGUACGGUGGGAAGGUUCAGAUCUACGAGUACAAUGAAAACACUAGGUCAGUCCUAUUACCUGGCUAUUACAUUAGUAGUACAAUGAAAACACUAGGUCAGUCCUAUUACAUUAUUAGUAUAAUGAAAACACUAGGUCAGUCCUAUUACAUUAUUAUUAUAAUGAAAACACUAGGUCAGUCCUAUUACAUUAUUAUUAUAAUGAAAACACUAGGUCAGUCCUAUUACAUUAUUAGUAUAAUGAAAACACUAGGUCAGUCCUAUUACAUUAUUAGUAUAAUGAAAACACUAGGUCAGUCCUAUUACAUUAUUAGUAUAAUGAAAACACUAGGUCAGUCCUAUUACAUUAUUAGUAUAAUGAAAACACUAGGUCGUCCUAUUACAUUAGUUAAUGAAAACACUAGUCCCCCACACAUUUACACUGUUUCAUUGGUUCCCAUCUUCUGGUCCCCAGCCAACUAUAUGGACAACUGGAAGUGUACAGGCAUCCUGAAGGGAGACGGAAGUCCGGUCAACGGGUCGUCAGGACAACCCGGUGCCAUGAAUACCAUGGUGGGGUCCACUGUCCAGACCUCCCAGAAUGCACUGAACGGCUCUGCUGCAGGAAGGUAGGAGGCCGCGCCCGCUGUCGGCCGGCCAGAGCUGGCGACUGACUUGCCUGCCUCACUGCUUUACUGUCUCUGGGCCUGACUGACACUGCAGCGCUGACCCCUCCCUGGGUCAACUGACACUGUGUGUUGCGCUCAUGCAAAGAGCUUGGCUUGUGGCAAGGCCCAGCAGACCAGACCCAGCACGUAGGCCUGCUCCCUGUGGCAGGUCUGUCUGCUCGUCAUAAAAGGACCGUUUGGGAGGGCUAUUUGCUACAGUUUUUUAAAUGUUCGUACAACAGCAGACUGAUGUUUGGAUUGUACAAUAAUUUAUGGUAAUUGUUUAUUGACACCAUUUUAUGUUGAUUGGAACAUGAAUGUUAUUUUGAAGAAUAUAAACAUUUUUUACAUGUUAGAUGAGUCGUUCCAGAUGUCUGUGGUCCUCACAUAAUGCCCUGGAAAUGGUCAUCAUGUCUAGACAUUCACAUACCAGGGCCAAACAUACAGGCUAAAUUGAAUAAUUGACUCUUUUGAUGUAAUCUUAUAAUAGCAUGUGUAGAAUGUUUGGAUGGCAUAUUGAUAAAUAAUAAACGUAUAUUUUCAAUAUAUAAAACAAUUACCAAAUCCCUAAUCUUUGCAUGUUGUAGGAGCAUCUGGGAUAUAAUCUGGUAAUAAUCCCUAUUAACCUGCUGGUAAUCUGCAAUGAAUCUGAAUGAAAUAAUGACUGAAGGCUGUUGAGCCAUGCUAGUGCUUUAACACCACACAUGGCUGAGUUUAUAUUCAAUAUUCCACCCUAGUACAGUACAUCAACAUUCAGUUUAUACUCCUAGUACAGUACAUCAACAUCCAGUUUAUACUCCUAGUACUGUACAUCAACAUCCAGUUUCCAGACAUUAUACUCUCUCUCCUAGUACAGUACAUCAACAUCCAGUUUAUACUCCUAGUACAGUACAUCAACAUUCAGUUUAUACUCCUAGUACAGUACAUCAACAUCCAGUUUAUACUCCUAGUACAGUACAUCAACAUCCAGUUUAUACUCCUAGUACAGUACAUCAACAUCCAGUUUAUACUCCUAGUACAACAUCAACAUCCAGUUUAUACUCCUAGUACAGUACAUCAACAUCCAGUUUAUACUCCUAGUACAGUACAUCAACAUUCAGUUUAUACUCCUAGUACAGUACAUCAACAUUCAGUUUCCAGACAUUAUACUCUCUCUCCUAGUACAGUACAUCAACAUCCAGUUUAUACUCCUAGUACUGUACAUCAACAUUCAGUUUCCAGACAUUAUACUCUCUCUCCUAGUACAGUACAUCAACAUCCAGUUUCCAGACAUUAUACUCCUAGUACAGUACAUCAACAUCCAGUUUAUACU
Messenger RNA from Oncorhynchus gorbuscha (pink salmon), 2645 nucleotides. Its product is annotated as nucleoporin SEH1-like. NCBI's taxonomy places the organism in Eukaryota, Metazoa, Chordata, Actinopteri, Salmoniformes, Salmonidae. Gene Ontology annotation, cellular component: nuclear pore outer ring; Seh1-associated complex. Gene Ontology annotation, biological process: positive regulation of TORC1 signaling; cellular response to amino acid starvation. Gene Ontology annotation, molecular function: protein binding; structural molecule activity. The transcript is spliced from 7 exons. The record is from RefSeq and is a predicted model, not a curated record. The coding region runs from base 138 to 1298 and encodes 386 amino acids.